AUGUCUCAGCAAAUCGACGGCCAGACAGACUCAAUGCUGCAGCGCAAUGUCGGCGAUGCUGCAGAGUCCUCUGCCCCGCAGCUGGGCCAGCAGGGCGCAUUGCCUCCACGAACUACGUCACGCUCGACCAGUAACCGGAUCGUCACCGACGAUCUCACAGGAAGACCGCGCUCCCCGAUCACCGCGUCCACCAACAUCUUUUCUCCCACCUCAGAGGUCGGCUCGUUGAGUCCUGGAGCUGAUGACCGAGUCUUUCCCAUUCGGAGCGUCGUCUCAAUGGAUCCCACACCGACCCCCACAAACCGCAAUAGUCAGGAAGGAUACUUCCAAAGUCUGGCUCGCGCAAGCGAGGCGCGACGCUAUUCCGUGACCAGCGGCUCUACCAAGUCAUCGGAAUCCCGCACGUCGUCGAGACAACGACCCAUAGAUCUCCUCCCAGGGGCGCUCGACGCCGCCAGCAAAAGGGGCCCGGUUGGGGAAAGACUCGAUAAAAGACCGCCACAACAAAUCUUCAGCGACAUCAUGUCCACGACGAGCGAAAUGCAAUCGAGCGACAAAGUUUCCUCUUCGGCCCCCAGCAUAUCUGGACAGAGCACCAACGAAAGCCUGGGGGAUACCCCGUUGAUGACUGCCCGCUUCAAACACGUCAUUUCCGACGGCGGCCAUGCCAUCAUCACGGGCCGAGACGGAGACGUCUUACAAAGAUGCGAGGACGAGCCGAUACACAUACCUGGCGCCGUCCAAGGCUUCGGUCUACUGAUCGCCAUGGAGGAGGAAUCAGAUGGGAAGCUGAUAGUUCGAGUUGUCAGCGAGAACUCCACAAAGAUAAUAGGAUAUACGCCAAAAUACCUCUUCGCCCUUGAGAACUUUUGCGAUAUUCUCUCCGAGGAGCAAGCGGAUAACCUACUCGACCAUGUCGAUUUUAUUCGCGAUGAGGACGCAGACGUUGCGACUAAUGGGCCGGAAGUUUUCACGCUGUCCAUUCGAGGACCAGACAAGAGGUCCCGAAAGUUCUGGUGUGCAAUGCACGUCAGCCCUGCGCAUCCACAGCUGGUCAUCUGCGAAUUCGAGUUGGAAGACGAUCCUGUGAACCCGCUAGUCCCAUCCAGCGAGCUUGCCCCGGAAGCGCCUGAAGAUACUCUGCAGAGCAACCCUACGGCCGAGGAAUUUGCAGAAAGCACGCAAAACAUCAGUCGGCCUCUGCGAGUACUUAGAAGCGCCCGGAAACGGAAGGGAGAAGCGGCCGCCAUGGAAGUGUUCAACAUCAUGUCUCAGGUACAGGAACAGCUGGCGGCCGCGCCAAACCUGGACACUUUUCUGAAGGUCUUGGUUGGAGUAGUGAAGGAAUUGACGGGCUUUCACCGCGUCAUGAUCUACCAAUUUGAUGCUGCCUGGAACGGACGCGUCGUAACAGAAUUGGUAGAUCCCCGCGCAACAAAAGACUUCUACAAGGGCCUAAAUUUCCCUGCAUCGGACAUUCCGAAACAGGCUCGGGAUUUGUAUAAGCUGAACCGGGUGCGGAUGCUGUACGAUCGAGACCAGGUAACAGCCCGAUUGGUAUGCCGAACAGUCGAGGAUCUCGAAACGCCACUGGACCUUUCGUAUGCGUACCUGCGAGCCAUGUCCCCCAUCCAUCUCAAAUACCUUGGAAAUAUGGCUGUCCGUUCAUCCAUGUCUAUCUCUAUCAACGCCUUCGACGAGUUGUGGGGAUUGAUCGCCUGUCAUUCAUACGGUCCCAAAGGGAUGCGAGUCAGCUUUCCGAUACGGAAGAUGUGCCGUCUGGUAGGAGAUUCGGCUUCGAGGAACAUUGAACGUCUCUCUUACGCGUCGAGAUUGCAAGCCAGAAAACUCAUCAACACCGUUCCCACACAGCACAAUCCCUCUGGCUACAUCAUUGCUUCGUCGGACGACCUUCUUAAGCUCUUCGACGCGGAUUUCGGCCUUCUCUCCAUCAGAGACGAAACUAAAAUCUUGGGCCGGAUGGACCAAACCCAAGAAGCGCUGGCCAUGCUCGAAUAUCUUCGCAUGCGAAAGCUGUCCUCCGUAACGACGUCCCAGGAUGUGGCGGCUGAUUUCCCGGACUUGCGCUAUCCGCCUGGAUUUCAAACUAUUGCUGGUAUGCUUGUCGUGCCUCUCUCGACGAGCGGCACGGAUUUCAUUGUGUUCUUCAGAAGGGGUCAGCUGAAGGAAGUCAAGUGGGCAGGAAAUCCGUACGAGAAGUUCAUCAAGGAAGGUACUGAAGGGUAUUUGGAGCCUAGAAAGAGUUUCAAGACUUGGAGUGAGACGGUCGUUGGUAAGUGUCGUGAGUGGUCUGAUGAGGAGAUCGAGACUGCCGCCGUUCUCUGUCUGGUCUACGGAAAAUUCAUCGAAGUUUGGCGCCAAAAGGAAGCAGCGCUACAGAGCAGUCAGCUCACCAGGCUUCUGCUUGCCAAUUCUGCACAUGAAGUCCGCACACCGCUCAAUGCCAUCAUCAAUUACCUGGAGAUUGCUCUGGAAGGCACAUUAGAUAGCGAGACUCGAGAGAAUCUCGCAAAGUCGCAUUCGGCGUCCAAGUCCCUGAUAUACGUCAUCAACGACCUGCUGGACUUGACCAAGACCGAAGAAGGCGGCGCUUUAAUCAAGGGAGAAGUGUUCGACCUGAAAAACACUUUCAAGGAGGCCACGGACGCUUUCACGGGCGACGCCAAGCGCAAGAGGAUCUCCUACGAAGUCGUUGAGCAUCCCGGUGUGCCCCAGAGGGUCAUAGGCGACCAGCGCCGGGUUCGUCAGGCGAUAUCCAACGUCACGGCCAAUGCGAUCCAGAACACGAGUCAAGGCGGAGUCAAAGUGGAGAUGUACGUUUCCGACUGGGAUGACAACCGUGUCAAUGUCGAAAUUGUCGUCGUGGAUACGGGCACCGGGAUGAGCAGCAAAAAGCUCGACGCUCUGUUCCGCGAUCUCGAGCAGGUGCAGACCGAGACCACGGAAAUGCUGGAAGAAAGUCUCGCCCCCAAUUCUACAAGAAUGGAGGAUGAAUCCGGGGGUGAGAAGCGCACACUGGGUCUUGGGCUCGCUGUUGUAUCGCGAGUUGUGAGAAACAUGAACGGCCAGCUGCGGUUGAGAUCGGAGGAAGGUAAAGGAUCGCGAUUCAUCGUGCAACUCCCCUUCGAUCUACCGGACGACAGUGACAAGAGCCUGAUGGGCACAUCGUCAACACCGCAGGCGGAGGGUCUUUCUGGUUCCAGCCAUGAGGUAACCCUGGUGGAGAAGGGCGACUCGCAGGGCAAGGAAGCGCCGGGUCAUUUAACCCGUCGAGACAGUGCUGAAAGUGUGGCCAGCAGAAAGAGUCGCAAGAGUCUUAACAGUCUCUCGAGUGCCAACAGCGCCAAGAGCGACGUGGACAGAUUGAUCGAAGCUAUUCAGGAACCUCACAUGGUAGAAGGGAGACCUCAAAGUAGUUCAGGCCCCCAGCAGCGGAGAACAUCAUCGCAAACCGGCAGGCCAUCUCUCGAAAAGCGGUCCACACAUUCAGGCAGCUCAACAACCCCUCCAGACCAGCCACGCUCGCGACAGGCAGAAAUUGAAGUAAAGCGUCGUAGUCAGCCAAUCACGCUUACUGUCACCACGCCUGGUCAAGCCGAUGUGCCCGGGUCGGGAUUUCCUAUCAGGCCAGUUCGAGUUGCGGAUGACGACACGCCGAUCAAGGAGAAAGACUCAGAAAGCAUCAAGUCCGGCAUCAUCGGCGAGAUUGACGAACGGAGACCGACCAUUGAGGAACCUCUGACUGCCGACCACAUGCGCGUUCUAGUCGCUGAGGAUGAUCCUGUCAACAGCAGAAUCAUCAAGAAGCGAUUGGAGAAGCUCGGUCAUAAUAUUGUCCUCACUGUCAACGGCGAAGAAUGCGCAACCAUCCACGGCGAGCAACCUGAAAAGUUUGACGUCGUGUUGAUGGACAUGCAGAUGCCGAUUGUCGAUGGGCUCACUUCGACCAAGAUGAUCCGCUCAUUUGAGAAGACACACCCUGAGGACUCCCUCUCUCGCCGGGCUAAACUAAAUGGCCGGAUACCCAUUAUAGCUGUGUCUGCGUCUCUAGAGGAAAGCGGGCGACAAACCUAUAUUGACGCCGGUUUUGAUGCAUGGAUCCUAAAGCCGAUCUCAUUCCCUCGUCUUCAGGAACUCAUAACCGGAAUCGUUGAUCGCGGGGUUCGUGAAGAAGCACUUUACAAGCCUGUCCGGAUGCCGGAGAUUCGGGUAGCCGCCAGACAGAAGAUCAGUCUCGUCUCCGAGUGA
This is a messenger RNA of Lasiodiplodia theobromae, 4269 nucleotides long. Its product is annotated as Sensor histidine kinase response. The coding region runs from base 1 to 4269 and encodes 1422 amino acids. Gene Ontology annotation, biological process: detection of visible light; phosphorelay signal transduction system; regulation of DNA-templated transcription. Gene Ontology annotation, molecular function: phosphorelay sensor kinase activity; protein binding. Lineage: Eukaryota; Fungi; Ascomycota; Dothideomycetes; Botryosphaeriales; Botryosphaeriaceae. The record is from RefSeq and is a predicted model, not a curated record. The transcript is spliced from 3 exons.